GGGUAGUAGUAGUAGCCAAAACGCAAAUUGCUUUCUCUUUCAUUUUAGGCCUGACUUUCACUGGAGUGGACUCACCACGCCUCUCAUAUUUUUGCAAUUUGUCUUACUCACUCAAUCACUUUUUUUUUUGUUUGUCUUUUUCUCAUGCAUAAGUCGAGGAAACCCGCCGAAACGCCGUCAGAGUUGCGGUGGCAGAGGGGUAAAAUGUUGCCGGUGAAGAGGGAGGUAGACUCUUCCGAUGAGGAACGCUGCCAACUCGACAAGCGAUCCAAGCUUUCAUCUUCUCUGCAACAGCAACUGUGUGAAGGAGCUUGUGAUUUUCCUGUUUCAUCAUCGCUAUUCGGCCCAGUGGAUGAGCCAAGUCCGUUAGGUUUGCGGCUAAAAAAGAGCCCCUCACUGUUGGAUAUGAUCCAAAUGAGGCUUGGGGGCACCUCCAUGGUGGGAAGUCUUGGGAAGAAGGAGCAGAAAAGAAGCACCGCAAUGAUGGAAAAGCUCAAGGCCUCGAAUUUCCCUGCUUCAGUUCUGAGAAUUGGAACCUGGGAGUAUAAGUCGAGAUAUGAAGGAGAUUUGGUUGCAAAAUGUUACUUUGCCAAGCAUAAACUUGUUUGGGAAGUCCUUGAUGGUGGUCUCAAGAAUAAGAUAGAGAUCCAGUGGUCCGAUAUUAUGGGGUUGAAGGCAAAUUACCCAGAUGAUGCACCAGGAACCUUGGAUUUAGUGUUAGCAAAGCAACCUCUUUUCUUUAGGGAGACGGAUCCACAACCCAGAAAGCAUACACUUUGGCAAGCAACUUCAGAUUUUACUGACGGACAGGCUAGCAUACACAGGCGACAUUACUUAGAGUGUCCGCAGGGAUCGUUGGGGAAGCAUUUUGAAAAGCUUGUGCAAUGUGAUCCUCGUCUUAACUUCCUGAGUCAACAAGCAGAGAUAACACUAGAUUCUCCUUAUUUUGAAUCCCGGAUUUCGGGUUUUGAAGACACACAUGUAAGGGACCGUGAAUUUGAUCUGAAUAUUGAAGGGAGUCCCAAUUUUGUCGACUUGACUUCACCUUCGAGAGUUCAGUGUUCCUCCAAAUGUAAGGAAGAUCCUAGACCUUUUGAAUGUAUUCACCAAGAAAAGCCAUCCCCAAGAUCAGGGGAAAGUGAAGAUAUGGAAAGUAGGGAAGUGGAGCAACAGAAAGGGCUCAGUAACCUCAAUCAACUCAGAGUGCCUGGAAUACAUCCCUCCAUGUCAAUGAAUGAUUUAGUGAGCCAGCUUGAGCAACGUGUAUCAGAGCAGAAUACAUCUAAAGUCAUCAACUUUGCCAGUGAUGAACGACCAAGCUCGGAAAUCCUGGAACAGAUCUCCAAAUCCAUGCUCAGUGACACACAAAAUGUGUCAGCAUCAGAUGAGAAAUCUCUUAUGUCAAGGAUUAAUUCUCUGUGCUGCCUUCUCCAAAAGGAUCCUGCAUCAGCUCAAGAGAGUGGGAACUGUGGUGAUGUUGUGUCGGGUGAAAGAAGAGUUGAUGAAAUAAACUUCAUUCCAACCGCACCGCUUGGAAGAGAAGUUGUAGAAGAUCCUUCUAUGCCAGAGGAUGAAUCAAAUGAUCUCUCUGGUUGCAAGCCAACUUCAACAAUGUCAAGGAAGGACUCUAUAGGCGAUCUGUUGCUGAAUCUUCCUAGGAUAGCAUCACUGCCUCACUUUUUAUUCGUCUGCGAUGAUUCUACAGGUAACCAGGCUAGAUAGUCUUUGGACAAGUCUACAUCAGGUAAUCAUUAGAAAGGAUGGCUGUAGUUCUCUUGUAUAUAUUAAAACUAUGUUAGCAACAGUACUGUGUUCAGUUUAGGAUUUGGAACUUUGAUGCUUCAUUAGACAACUGUUCAUGCAUAGAAUUAGACCGUUUUCGUGCGUUUGUACAAAAGUUCGAUAAUGUUGUGAAUGUUUUCCAAUGCUUU
This is a messenger RNA of Solanum dulcamara, 1931 nucleotides long. RefSeq lists its product as uncharacterized. The coding region runs from base 145 to 1722 and encodes 525 amino acids. The transcript has 6 exons. The record is from RefSeq and is a predicted model, not a curated record. NCBI's taxonomy places the organism in Eukaryota, Viridiplantae, Streptophyta, Magnoliopsida, Solanales, Solanaceae.